AUGGCUCCACCGUUAUCCGAAGGUACACUGACCACUGCAUCCGCCAGUUCCGGAACGGCGAUCGCUAUAGCAGUGGUAAUCAUAGUUGUUGGAGUAGCGAUGCUGCUGUUGUGUACGAGUUCGUUCAAACAAGUCAAAUUUCCUUCGCUUUGGAAAAGAAAAUCAAAGCAGACAGUACCGGCUCCCAAAGCAAAACUGGCACCUCCGGGAAUGACAGCUCCUCCACUAGGUGUUGAGUGGAACUUUCCAAUGAUCGCUCCGGAGAAACCUCAGGAUGGCCAAUCCGCUGAUAAACCUCAAGCAGCGACGAAUUUGUAA
This is a messenger RNA of Soboliphyme baturini, 318 nucleotides long. The record is from the annotation of a GenBank genome assembly. Lineage: Eukaryota; Metazoa; Nematoda; Enoplea; Dioctophymatida; Soboliphymatidae.